AUGUCGGAUACUAGUGAUAAAUCAAAUCAGGUGCAAAACAAUGAGUCUGGUGUCAUUCCAGAGUCGUCAACAUCUCAAGUUGCAAAACCUGCAAAACAAGUGAACGAUGAUGGAUUGGAUCAUCGUACCCUUUUCGUACGUGCAAUUCCAUCAGAAGCUACUUCAGAUCAACUUUCAGAAUUUUUUUCACAAUUUGUUCCAGUUAAGCAUGCAGUAAUUGUCACCGAUGAUCAAAAGCAAAGCCGGGGCUUUGGGUUUGUUUCCUUCACUGAAGACGAUGAUACCUUAACAGCAUUGGUCGAGUCGCGAAAGACUAAGUUCAUGGACAGAUUUUUAAGAGUAGACAUUGCCAAGCGCCGAGAUCGUAAAGAAAAAAAUGUUUCUGGUGAUGGGUCCUUACUGGGUAAUGGAUACAGAGAGAGAUCGAAGACUGAGCCUGUGGAGAAAAGACGUGCAAGAUUAAUUAUUAGAAAUCUUCCUUGGAGUUGUAAAAAACCAGAUGAACUCAAAAAGAUAUUCUCAAGAUAUGGUGCCGUAUUCGAUGCCUAUGUGCCGAAAAAGAAAGGCGGACAAAUGUGUGGAUUUGCAUUUGUCGUGAUGAAAAAGGUUGCUGCUGCUGAAAGAGCAGUUAAGGAAUGUCAAGGAUUAAAAAUAGACGGCAGAGAGGUUGCUGUUGAUUUCGCCGUGGAAAAAUCUAAAUGGGAGCAAAUAAAAGAACAAGAAGGAAGUGAAGAAAAUGAUGGUGACAAAAAUGAGGUUAACAAGGAUGAAGAAAUGGACAGUGAAUCAGAUGAAGAUGAAGAAGCGGCAGGUGGAUUAGGUGGUAUUGAUGCCGAAGAGGAAGAUGAUGAUGACGAGGAUGAUAAUGAGGCACAAGAGGAAGAUGCUGAAAACUUUAAUCAACUCAACAAAAUAAACUCUGACGAUGAAGUUGAAGAAGAAGAAGAAGAAGAAGAAGAAGAUGAUGAUGAUGUGAGUAUCAAAGUUGAUGGCGAUGAAAGUUCUGGAGAUGAUAACGAAAAAGAAAUACACCAAGAAAAUGUUCCACCGAAGAAGAAGGCAAACAAGCAAGAAGCAUUCUCAAUCUUUGUUCGUAAUAUACCGUAUGAUGCUGAUGAAAGCUCGCUCAAAGAGCAUUUUGAGUCAUUUGGUCCGGUCAAGUAUGCACUCCCAGUCAUUGAUAAAGAAACUGGGCUCGCUAGAGGUUCAGCGUUUGUCGCUUUUAAAACCGCAAAGGCGUACACAGAAUGUCUUGAAAAUGCUCCUUCAAAUACUGGUUCUACUUCAAUGUUGAUUGCUGACGAUGUCUCGCCACAAUAUGUGUACCAGGGCCGUAUUCUUUCGAUUGUUUCAGCUGUGGAUAGACAAUCUGCAGAUAAGUUGGCCGAGAGAAACUCACUCAAAAGAAAGGAAGAAUUUGGCAAAGCACCAGCCGAAAAGGAUAAGCGUAACUUGUAUUUGUUAAAUGAAGGAAGAAUUACCGAGCACUCGAAGUUGGCCCAGUUUAUCAGUAAGACCGAUAUGGAGCUUCGUGAAAAGUCGUACAAAUUACGUGUUCAGCAAUUGAAUAAGAAUCCUACAUUGCAUUUGUCAUUGACUAGAUUGGCUAUUCGAAACUUGCCUAGGGCAAUGAAUGCCAAGGCAUUGAAGGCAUUGGGAAGAAAAGCUGUGGUGCAAUUUGCAACCGAAGUAAAGGAAGGUAAACGUCAGCCACUAUCAAAAGAAGAAGUUUCCAGAUCAAACAAACUGAGAAAAGAAAUCUUAGAAGAGAUUGAGGAAAAAUCCAAAAACUCAAAACACAAGGGUGUUGUAAAGCAAGCUAAAGUGAUUAUGGAAGUUAAAGGUUCUGGAGAUGAGGGACGUAGUCGAGGCUAUGGUUUCAUUGAAUUUAGAGAUCACAAGGCUGCCUUGCAGGGAUUGAGGUGGUUGAAUGCUCAUGAGGUAACCACACAAGAAAUUUUGGAAGGUAUGAAUGAUGACGAAAAAAAGUUGGCCAAAUUGGACGGAUUGAGUAAAAGGAAGCUUAUAGUUGAGUUUGCCGUUGAAAAUGCGCAAGUUGUCAAGAGAAGGAGAGAAAAGGAAUUAAUUGGUCGAAAGUUUAAUAAAGAGGGCGGAAAGGAAGGAGACCACCAGUCGAGGAAAAGAAAAAGAAAUGGAGAUGAUGGCAAUGACGAUGAUACGGAUGGAAAUGGAAAUAGCGCAGCACUGAAAAAGCAGAAAAGAAAAGGUAGCCUGAAAAAAGGAAAUAUGAACAAAGGUGGUAAAAUGAAACCACAGCAAGAUUCUACACACAAUGGAGUUAAAGAACCCAAGAACAAAUCUGGGCUCUCGGAUAAUAUCAAGCUGAUAAUAGGUCAAAAAAGAAAGAGAAGAAAAGGUAAGAAGUAA
Lodderomyces elongisporus is the source of this 2388-nucleotide messenger RNA. RefSeq names its product mRNA-binding ribosome biosynthesis protein (gene NOP4). The transcript has a single exon. The record is from RefSeq and is a predicted model, not a curated record. Bases 1 to 2388 code for a protein of 795 amino acids. NCBI's taxonomy places the organism in Eukaryota, Fungi, Ascomycota, Pichiomycetes, Serinales, Debaryomycetaceae. Gene Ontology annotation, molecular function: mRNA binding. Gene Ontology annotation, cellular component: nucleolus.